Durusdinium trenchii is the source of this 1250-nucleotide messenger RNA. The record is from the annotation of a GenBank genome assembly. Lineage: Eukaryota; Dinophyceae; Suessiales; Symbiodiniaceae.
CGGAAUCUCUUUCAUUCAUCGCCUGACUUUCGACAAGUUCCAGCCAACCACCUGUCAGGUGGUCUUCAAAGCCUCCUUGGGCUCAUCGCUUGCAGCGGAGCUAACAGAACUUUCCCUGGCGCAAAGACGGCCUCGGUAAUAAUCGGUCAAAGUUUUGAGACAUUUCGGGGUACGCGCGUACAAACCAGUCUACGGUGGGUAGUGUCUGUCCACAGCUGAAUGUUGCGUUGCUCCUUCCAGUCAUUCCCAGGUUCUGAUUGCUUGGCCGCGCCGCUUCCAGAACGCCUCGAUGAUUUUGCUGCUUGCUGUCUGCUUCCAGCGUCAUCGCAGCGCAUCGGCAAUGAAUUGGCAGCGAGGACAUCGCAUGCUGGACAUAAACAGAGUGCCGCUGUGCUUGGAGGCUGCGUUGCUGACCAGAGGCAUGGAAGCCCUACUGAAUUCACGGGUUUGGACUACAGGCCUCCUUGGUUUCCGCGGAGUUUUGGGAUGGGCCUUCUAUUUGCUGGGUGCUUUCGUCACUGGCAUCCUGGAAUGGUGCCUGAUAGAUGGGCCCAUCGUUGCUGUGCCGCUUUGGAUCUUUCCGCUGCACUCGAAGCUGCCUCUUCUUCUAGGCACCGUGUUCCUGUUGGAACAUUCCUUUCUGUCUGCCGAGACCGAGAAACAGGAGACUGCUCAGGAGGCCAAGCUGUCGGACAUUUUGAGCCAAUAUUUACUGACAUUUAUGUUGGUCCAUGUCUACAUGCUACCUUCGAGAACUGACCGUAUGGUGCCUGGCGCCGCGGUGUUGCUGGAACAGCUAUGGUUCCUGCUUGGCGUUUGUGCCCUUCCAACCUUCCUGGUUCACCUUGCGCAACAGCCAUUUCAGAAGUUCUUUUUGAGCGCUGUAGAUGUUGUGUCAAGGCAUUCUGUUUGGUCAUCGCUUCUCCCGCUUGUGGCUAUCUUGGCGGUGGGGACAGCCAUGCUGCUUGCGUGCACAGAGUGGGAAUGCAUAUCGUAGUGCGCAGCAGGCCUUGCAGCGCGGCCAGUGUAUGGCUCCCGCUCAGUGACAUCUCCGUCGUAACCAUUUGACGCCUUCUACGUGCUUUCAUGGAGGCUGCAGCAUGAAGGUCAUAGAAUCUCCAGCUGUCACGCGACGUGUGCGGGACAUCAAAAAUUGCUUGGGACCUUUGCGUUUAUUUGAUCAUCAAUGUUCACUCUUUUAGAUAUUUUCUUGGAAUUUCAGCUGCUUUUGCUCUACGCAAGGCCUCUGG